AGGGCGGUGAUGUUGGAACCGCUUUCAGCUCGCAACAGGUUAGAAGUGACACCCUCUUCGGCACAGAGAUACACUAGCCCGAGCUGGAAUCACGGACACAAACACCCCACAGACUGCCCCAUACAUAUAGACGAGGGUCUUGCUGUGCGAUGCACGCAACUAUAGCACCCCAAUCAUGGGUCUCAACGCAACACUCCCCCCUGAGCUGCACGACUACAUUAUCGACUUCCUUUUCGACGACAAGCCCAGUCUGGUCUCGUGCUCGCUCGUCUGCCACGACUGGCGCGUCACCGCCCAGUACCACCUCUUUCGAACCAUCUGCGUCAAGCACCCAGCCACCGUCGAGUCCUUCACCGACUUUCUUGGAUCCGCACCACAGCGCAUCGCUGCAUCUGUCCGUGAUCUGUCGCUCUGUGGGGGUGGGACGAGCAAGGAUAUCACCUACGAUGCGCAGUUGCUCGUCACCACAGCCUCUAUCGCGGCAUGUAUCGCCCGUCUUCCGGGUCUGUGCGCCCUCAACCUCGAGGGCGUCUGGUGGAGCGACGCGACGCGUGCAACAGACGCGCCACGCGCGCUACCAGCGCACGCAACGUCGUCGCUCGAGAAGCUGUCUAUGCGCAAGGUCUUCACGACACCUGAGGUGCUUUUCGAUACCGUCUGCUUGUUCUCCACGCUCGGCACGCUCCACGUCGAGAGCGUCUUCUGGACGUUCGGCAUUGACCGCAGCGACACCGCUGCUGUGCGCGUACCCACGCCUCCGACCCUGCAGCACCUCAUCGUCGGCUCGGGUAGCACGUACAACAUGCUCCGCUGCUUCCUACCGACCAUUCAGCAGCGCGUAGACGUCUCUGCGCUGCAGUCGCUGUCGCUGUCGUUCGAGCAUUUCAACGCCUGGCCCGAGCUCCAGGACUUCCUCGAGGACGUGUCGCCGCACCUGCGCCAGCUGAGCCUCAAGUUCAACAGAUAUCUCAUUGUGGAUGAAUCAUCCCAGUCGCAGCUGUCAAGCCUGCAGCUGCACUCGUUUUCCGCGUUGCAUUCGUUCGAGGUCGACCUCCCCGCCGACGACACCUGUUCGGCACAAUCGCGCUGCACGUGGUCGCUGCUGCAGCUCCUCCUUCCGCAGCUCCCGCCGUCCGUGCGCGACCUGACAGUCGUGCACAAGUCGCACCUCGAAGCGCUCGAGUCGCGGCUCGCAGGCGUUGAGUGGGCCGCCCUCGACAGUCUCCUCGCGGGCUCGACAUUCAAGACGCUCAAGGAUGUGCGCAUCCGGAGCGAAUCCACGGGCGUCAUGCUCUCGUGCGAGGCACAGAGCUUUUACUUCUCGUCAGAUGACCUCUGGGACUACCUCGAGCAGCACCACAAGAGGACGAAGUUGUUUCUCAAGGGGAAGCUGCCACAACUUGAGGCACGCGGGAUUCUGUCGCUCGAGUAGGCUUAGACUUUUCUUUCUCUUCUUUCUCUGGACGUUAUGGGUGCUUGCUGGGACUACAGUACUUGUUCCGCCUAUUAGGAAUAUCUGAUAUUUGCCUGGGCCUUAGAACCCC
This is a messenger RNA of Phanerochaete carnosa HHB-10118-sp, 1544 nucleotides long. RefSeq lists its product as uncharacterized. The transcript is spliced from 2 exons. Gene Ontology annotation, molecular function: protein binding. The record is from RefSeq and is a predicted model, not a curated record. Bases 176 to 1432 code for a protein of 418 amino acids. NCBI's taxonomy places the organism in Eukaryota, Fungi, Basidiomycota, Agaricomycetes, Polyporales, Phanerochaetaceae.